Molecule: messenger RNA, 1905 nt
Organism: Leptopilina heterotoma
Lineage: Eukaryota; Metazoa; Arthropoda; Insecta; Hymenoptera; Figitidae
Product: ATP-dependent DNA helicase pfh1-like
Exons: 5
Coding region: 1-1905 (634 amino acids)
Biological process (GO): DNA repair; telomere maintenance
Molecular function (GO): DNA helicase activity
Source: RefSeq, a predicted model, not a curated record
AUGAUUAAAAAUCGAAAAGUUUUGAAGUCAAAACGAAAAGCAGAUUGUUUAGAACCAGAUGAAGAGGGGAAAGUAGAACCAACAAAAAAAGAAGAAGAGUUUAAAGAACAAAAACGUAAAAAGGAUGCUGCUCGACAAAGAGCUUAUCGCGAAAAAGUAAAAAGAAAACAAUCUGUAACAAAAAAAUUGUUAGAGGGUGGUGCAACUAAAUUACAAACGACAGAAUUAUUGGCAAAUGAAGAAACUCAAAUUCAGUCUACUUCUCACUGUGAAAUAAAUAAAUUUUCUGCUAUUAAUUUAACACAGGAUAAAGCACGGGUAUCAAAAGCAGAAGAUGAAUUUAAAGAACAAAAACGUAAAAAGGAUGCUGCUCGACAAAGAGCUUAUCGCGAAAAAAUAAAAAGAAAGCAAACUUCAACAAAAAAAUUGUUAGAGGAUGCUGAAACUACAUUACAAAUAACGAAAUUAUUGUCAAAUGAAGAAAUUGCAAUUCAGUCUACUUCUCGCUGUGAAAUAAAUAAUUUUUCUAACUUUAAUUUGCCAAAAAGGAGAUUAAAACGAUUAAAGGAAGAAGAAGAAACAAUGGAAACAUCCACGGUUGAAGUUGACACUUCAGAAAAUAUUAAUGUUCCUAUUGUACAAAAUUUAGAAAAUGAAGUAUUGAAUAUUAGUAAUUCUGAAAUUGACACUUCAGAAAAUAUUAAUGUUCCUAUUGUACAAAAUUCAGAAAACAUUGGUAAAUUUCCGUUUUUAUCUGAUGUCGUAAAUUAUACAAAUGUAAAUAUUGAUAGUAGCAAUAACUUUGUCCUAGAAAAUCCCGAAGAACUGGGUCAAAGUCAAUACUUAAAAUUAAAUUGUCAACAAAAAAGUGUUGUUGAUAUGAUAUUGGAAGCUGUUUUAUUAAACAAACCAUCGUCAUGCUUUUAUAUAGAUGGUCCUGGUGGAUCAACAAUAUUAUUUCCUCAUGGAAAGACACUUCAUAAAACAUUUGGAAUGCCAGUACCUUUGUUUUCAGACUCUGUUUCAAAUUUCAAAAGUCAAUCUAAAGAUGCUGAAUACUUGAAGCAAGUUGAUGUUUUUAUCUGGGAUGAAGCACCAAUGGCACCCCGUUAUGCUUUAGACUUAAUUGAUAGAACUUUGCGUGAUUUAAUGAACGUAGAUUUACCAUUUGGUGGAAAAGUAAUGGUACUUGGUGGAGAUUUCAGGCAACUUUUACCUGUAAAAAUUCAUGCUACUCGAAGUGAAAUGGUCAAUUUGUCAAUUAAAUUUAGUUCUCUUUGGAAAAAUUUCUCUUUACAUACACUGACUAAAAAUAUGCGAACUUUAUCAGAAGAAACAGAAUUUGCAAAAUUUCUAUUAUCUGUUGGUGAUGGAAUCUUAAAUGAUAAAGAUAAUAAUUUAUUGCUACCAGAAAAAUGUGUAGCCUCAAAAUCUGAUGAUAUUGUUCGCACAAUUUUUGGUUCAUUGAUUGCAGAACGUAAAUAUGGAAAUUUAUCAAAAGUUGCAAUUUUAGAAGCAAGAAACAUUGACGUUGAAGAAAUCAAUUGCAGAGUUGUAGAACUUCUCGACAAAAAUACGGAAGAAAUUUAUACUAGCGUCGAUAGCGUUAAAAAUUGUGACAAUGGAGAAAUUAAUGAUGGACUUUUGCCAGAAUACUUAAAUACAUUAAAUCCUCCUAACUUUCCAUCAUACGAAUUACGAUUAAGAGUCAAUUGUAUUGUUAUGUUAGUUAGAAAUUUAAGUAUCAAUGAAGGACUGUGUAACGGAACAAGAUUACAAGUGUUAGAGCUUGCGAAUAAUCUUUUACGGUGUAAAAUUUUAACAGGUGAUAAAGCUGGUAAUAUAGUAUUUAUACAUAGAAUAGACUUAUAUUAUGGAAAUUUGUAUCCAUUUACAUUUAAAUGA